AUGGCUACGACAGCUGGCGCAUUCAUCGCUGGCGGUAUUGCGGCUUGCGGCGCUGUGACAGCGACACAUCCGUUCGAGACAGUCAAGAUCAGAUUACAGCUACAAGGAGAACUGCAAGCCAAAGAAGUUGCAGUCAAGAACUACAAAGGGGUUUUCCAUGGUGUGGGAGUGAUCGUGAAGAAUGAAGGGUUCAAGGGAUUAUACCGAGGAAUCGGCUGCGCAUACAUCUACCAAAUCCUCCUGAACGGUUGUCGUUUAGGCUUCUACGAGCCGUUGAGAGCAGCUUGCACAAAGGUGGUCUUCAAAGAUUCGAAUGUCCAGUCAAUGGGCGUCAACAUCUUCUCCGGAGCCUCCUCUGGAAUCCUGGGGGCCAUGGCCGGCUCUCCCUUUUUCCUCGUUAAAACUCGGUUGCAGUCGUAUUCACCUUUCUUCCCAGUGGGAACUCAGCAUAAGUAUCGCAAUGCAUUCGACGGUUUGACACAGAUUUACAAGGCAGAGGGCAUCAAAGGUCUCUACCGUGGGAUGGGCGCCUCAAUGGUUAGAACCGGUGCUGGAAGUUCCGUCCAGCUGCCUACAUAUUUCUUCGCAAAGAGGAGGUUGAUGCGGCACGCAGGCAUGGAAGAUGGACCAGCGUUGCACCUCCUGAGUUCGACGGCAAGCGGUUUCGUUGUCUGUUGUGUGAUGCAUCCUCCGGAUACGGUCAUGGCCAGAUUGUAUAACCAGCACGGAAAUCUAUACAACGGCAUUUUUGAUUGUUUGUGGAAAACUAUUUCAACCGAGGGAGUACUCAGUGUCUACAAGGGAUUCUCCGCUCAUCUUACUCGAAUCUUACCUCACACCAUCCUGACGCUGUCUUUGGCAGAGCAGACGAACAAACUGGUACGGGGCAUUGAGUUAAGGUUUCUACCGAAGUCUCCGGAGGAAAAGUUAUAA
Capronia coronata CBS 617.96 is the source of this 933-nucleotide messenger RNA. Its product is annotated as solute carrier family 25, member 46. The coding region runs from base 1 to 933 and encodes 310 amino acids. NCBI's taxonomy places the organism in Eukaryota, Fungi, Ascomycota, Eurotiomycetes, Chaetothyriales, Herpotrichiellaceae. The record is from RefSeq and is a predicted model, not a curated record. Gene Ontology annotation, biological process: transmembrane transport. The transcript is spliced from 2 exons.